Chelmon rostratus (copperband butterflyfish) is the source of this 2694-nucleotide messenger RNA. RefSeq names its product glutamate receptor, ionotropic, AMPA 2b (gene gria2b). The transcript has 16 exons. NCBI's taxonomy places the organism in Eukaryota, Metazoa, Chordata, Actinopteri, Chaetodontiformes, Chaetodontidae. Gene Ontology annotation, biological process: synaptic transmission, glutamatergic; monoatomic ion transport; modulation of chemical synaptic transmission. The record is from RefSeq and is a predicted model, not a curated record. Gene Ontology annotation, cellular component: AMPA glutamate receptor complex; dendritic spine; postsynaptic membrane. Gene Ontology annotation, molecular function: transmitter-gated monoatomic ion channel activity involved in regulation of postsynaptic membrane potential; AMPA glutamate receptor activity. Bases 1 to 2694 code for a protein of 897 amino acids.
AUGGAAAAGAUAGUGAAUUUAUCCGUUUCAGUUCUGCUGGUGUUAUGGGGAUGCGCGCUUGGAGGCUCGCCCAGUGUUCAGAUUGGGGGACUUUUUCCAAGGGGUGCGGAUCAAGAGUACAGCGCAUUUCGGAUAGGAAUGGUUCAGUUUGGCACCUCGGAAUUCAGACUGACGCCUCACAUUGACAAUCUGGAAGUGGCGAACAGUUUUGCUGUUACCAACUGCUUCUGUUCACAGUUCUCUAGAGGGGUGUACGCCAUUUUCGGAUUCUACGACAAGAAGUCUGUGAACACCAUCACGUCCUUCUGCGGGACGCUCCACGUGUCCUUCAUAACGCCCAGCUUCCCUCUGGAUGGGAAUCAGCAGUUCAUCAUCCAGAUGAGGCCCGACAUCAAGGGGCCCCUCCUCAGCCUUAUCGAGUACUACAAGUGGGACAAGUUUGCCUACCUGUACGACAGCGACCGAGGCCUGACGACGCUGCAGGUCGUUCUGGACACGGCAGCGGAGAGGAAGUGGCAGGUGACGGCCAUCAACGUGGGGAACCUGAAAGACGAGAGGAAGGACGAGGCCUACCGCUCGCUGUUCCAAGACCUGGAGAACAAGAAGGAGAGGCGGGUGAUCCUGGACUGUGAACAGGACAAAGUAAAAGACAUCAUGGAGCAGGUCAUAACAAUUGGCAGACAUGUUAAAGGCUACCACUACAUUAUAGCCAAUCUGGGUUUCGUAGAUGGGGAUUUAUCCAAAAUCCAGUACGGUGGUGCCAACGUGUCGGGCUUUCAGAUUGUUGAUUUUGAUGAUCCUCUGGUGUCCAAGUUUGACCAAAGAUGGGAGGCCCUGGAGGAAAAGGAGUAUCCUGGUGCAGACAGUAAAAUAAGGUACACAUCGGCGUUGACCUACGACGCCGUGCAGGUGAUGACGGAGGCUUUCCGCUACCUGCACAAACAGCGCAUCGACUUCACCCGGAGGGCCAACAACGGCGACUGCCUGGCCAACCCCGCCGUUCCCUGGGCUCAGGGAGUGGAGAUCGAGCGGGCGCUGAAACAGGUGCGUGUGGAAGGCCUGACAGGAAACAUCCAGUUUGAUCAACAUGGCAAACGAGUCAACUACUCAGUGAAUAUAAUGGAGUUAAAGAGCAACGGUCCUGUAAAGAUCGGAUACUGGAAUGAAGUUGACAAAAUGGCCGUCACCAAAUCGGACGUCUUUGCGAACGAUACAACAGGGAUGGAAAACAAAACAUUUAUUGUCACCACCAUCUUGGAAGCCCCAUAUGUGAUGCUGAAAAAGAACGCCGACCUUUUUGUGGACAAUGAGCGUUACGAAGGUUACUGCGUAGAUCUGGCGGCGGAGAUAGCGAAGCACUGCGGCUUCAAAUAUCAGCUCAAAAUAGUCGGGGAUGGGAAAUAUGGAGCCAGAGAUGCAGAGACAAAGAUCUGGAACGGGAUGGUUGGAGAGUUAGUGUACGGGAAAGCAGACAUUGCAGUGGCGCCUCUGACUAUCACUUUGGUACGAGAGGAGGUGAUUGACUUCUCCAAACCCUUCAUGUCUCUGGGAAUCUCCAUCAUGAUAAAGAAGCCUCAGAAAUCCAAACCGGGAGUCUUCUCCUUCCUGGACCCGCUGGCCUACGAGAUCUGGAUGUGUAUCGUUUUUGCCUACAUCGGUGUCAGCGUGGUGCUGUUCCUCGUCAGCCGCUUCAGCCCGUACGAGUGGCACACCGAGGAGUACGAGGACGGGCAAAUCCAGACCAAUGAGUCGACUAACGAGUUCGGCAUAUUCAACAGCCUGUGGUUCUCCCUUGGAGCCUUCAUGCGUCAAGGCUGUGACAUCUCACCUAGAUCUCUGUCUGGCCGUAUUGUCGGUGGCGUUUGGUGGUUCUUCACUUUAAUCAUCAUCUCCUCCUACACUGCAAACCUGGCUGCUUUCCUGACUGUCGAGAGGAUGGUCUCUCCCAUUGAAAGUGCAGAGGACCUGGCUAAACAGACUGAGAUAGCAUACGGGACUCUGGACUCUGGCUCUACUAAAGAGUUUUUUAGGCGCUCAAAAAUUGCCCUCUUUGACAAAAUGUGGACAUACAUGCGCAGUGCGGAGCCCUCUGUGUUUGUGAAAACCACAGCCGAGGGGGUUCUGAGGGUGCGCAAGUCCAAGGGGAAGUACGCCUACCUGCUGGAGUCCACCAUGAACGAGUACAUUGAGCAGCGAAAACCCUGCGACACCAUGAAGGUGGGAGGCAACCUGGACUCCAAAGGCUACGGGAUCGCCACGCCGAAAGGAUCCUCAUUAAGAAAUGCGGUUAACCUCGCAGUACUAAAACUGAAUGAGCAAGGCCUGUUGGACAAAUUGAAAAACAAAUGGUGGUACGACAAAGGAGAGUGCGGCAGCGGGGGAGGUGAUUCCAAGGAGAAGACGAGCGCCCUCAGCCUGAGCAACGUGGCUGGGGUCUUCUACAUUCUGGUCGGAGGACUCGGUUUGGCCAUGCUGGUGGCCUUGAUUGAGUUCUGUUACAAGUCCCGAGCCGAGGCGAAACGAAUGAAGAUGACCUUUGGGGACGCCAUGAGGAAUAAAGCAAGACUUUCCGUCACUGGGAGUACUGGGGAGAAUGGUCGGGUGAUGACUCCAGAGUUUCCUAAAGCUGUCCACGCUGUCCCGUACGUGAGACCUGACAUGGGACUGAACGUCAGCCUGACAGAUCUGUCCUGA